AUGUCUGUCGCCUGUCAGUUCCACCCGCACGCUCAUUUGGUUGAGGACCAUAGGGCUGGUGACCUAAUUUGUCCAGAGUGUGGAACUGUUGUUGGAGAUAGGCUUGUUGAUGUUGGAACGGAAUGGCGUUCGUUUAGCAACGAAAGUUCUGGAACAGAUCCAUCUCGUGUUGGCGCUCCCGAAAAUCCACUUCUUGGUGGGUCUGAUCUUUCUACAUCGAUUGCUGUCGGAUUUGGAGGAUCGGAAAGCGAUCAGAGCUUAGCGAAUGCGCAGAGGAAGAACAUGAAUAAUACUGACCGGCAGAUGACACAGGCCAUUAGUGUCAUAAGGGAAAUGAGUUCACGAAUUCAUCUUGCGAAGUCCAUUGAAGAUAACGCCGCAAAAAUUUUUAAAGACGUUCUGGAUAGCAAAGCUUUGAAGGGGAAGAAUAAUGAAGCUCAGGCUGCUGCAUGUCUUUACAUUGCGUGUCGUAAAGAAGGGGUUCCUCGGACAUUUAAAGAAAUUUGUGCAGCAUCCCGUGUUUCUAAAAAGGAGAUCGGAAGAUGUUUCAAAUUGAUUAUCAAAACUCUUGAAACCAAUUUGGAACAGAUUACUAGCGCUGACUUUAUGUCACGAUUUUGCGGGAAUUUGGGCUUGCCACACAGCACUCAAGCAAUUGCCACGAGAAUUGCUAAAAAGGCAGUGGAACUAGAUCUUGUCGCAGGGAGAAGUCCUAUUUCUAUUGCUGCUGCAGCUAUUUACAUGGCUUCCCAAGCUUCUAAUGAAAAGAAGACUGCUAAAGAGAUCGGUGAGAUAGCUGGCGCAGCAGAGGUGACGGUCAAACAAACUUACAAACUUUUGUAUCCGAGAGCUGCAGAAUUGUUUCCCGAGGAGUACAAAUAUUCUACAAAUUUAGAUUCUUUGCCAACUUCGUAA
Enterobius vermicularis (human pinworm) is the source of this 915-nucleotide messenger RNA. Lineage: Eukaryota; Metazoa; Nematoda; Chromadorea; Rhabditida; Oxyuridae. The record is from the annotation of a GenBank genome assembly.